AUGGCCGCCGCCGUCCCCAUCCCGGCCCCGGCGCCCGCGGCCGACGACGAGAUCGUCUACGAGUCCAUGCCCUGCAUCCGCAUCUACAAGAACCGCGUCGAGCGCUACUUCGGCUCCGAGUUCGUCGCCGCCUCCGCCCACGCCGACGCCGCCACCGGGGUCGCCUCCCGCGACCGCGUCAUCUCCCCCGAGGUCUCCGCGCGCCUCUACCUCCCCCACAUCGACCCCGCCAAGCCCGACAACGCCAAGCUCCCCGUCCUCGUCUACUACCACGGCGGCGGCUUCUGCCUCGGCUCCGCCUUCAACCCCACCUUCCACGCCUACUUCAACAACCUCGCCGCGCUCGCCGGCGUCCUCGUCGUCUCCGUCGAGUACCGCCUCGCGCCCGAGCACCCCGUCCCCGCCGCCUACGCCGACUCCUGGGACGCGCUCGCCUGGGUCGUCUCCCACGCCGCCCCCGCCGCCGCUGGCUUUGAGCCCUGGCUCGCCGACCACGCCGACUUCGCCCGCCUCUACCUCGGCGGCGAGAGCGCCGGCGCCAACAUCGCGCACCACGUGGCGAUGCGGGUGGGCGCGGAGGGGCUGCCCCACGGCGCCGCGAUCCACGGCCUCCUCAUGAUCCACCCCUACUUCCUCGGCACCGAUAAGGUGGCCUCCGACGACCUGGACCCGGCGGCGCGGGAGAGCCUGGCCAGCCUGUGGCGCGUCAUGUGCCCGACCACCACCGGGGAGGACGACCCGCUCAUCAACCCGUUCGUGGACGGUGCGCCGGGGCUGGACGCCCUGGCGUGCCGGCGUGUGCUGGUGUGCAUCGGCGAGGGCGACGUGCUCCGCGACCGCGGCCGCGCCUACUACGACCGGCUCAGGGCGAGCGGGUGGAGCGGGGAGGCCGACAUUUGGCAGGCGCCGGGGAAGGGGCACACCUUCCACCUCCUCGAGCCCUGCUGCGAAGAGGCCGUCGCCCAGGACAAGGUCAUCGCCGAGUUCCUCAACAAUUGA
Molecule: messenger RNA, 999 nt
Organism: Triticum turgidum subsp. durum (durum wheat)
Lineage: Eukaryota; Viridiplantae; Streptophyta; Magnoliopsida; Poales; Poaceae
Source: the annotation of a GenBank genome assembly